Molecule: messenger RNA, 1330 nt
Organism: Pipistrellus nathusii (Nathusius's pipistrelle)
Lineage: Eukaryota; Metazoa; Chordata; Mammalia; Chiroptera; Vespertilionidae
Source: the annotation of a GenBank genome assembly
AUGGACUCGGACAUUCCAGAAAACUUCCAGAAAGAACUCACCUGUGCCAUCUGCCUGAAUUACUUUACAGACCCAGUCACCGUGGGCUGUGGGCACAGCUUCUGUUGUUCCUGUCUCUAUGUUUCCUGGGAUAAAGAAGAAAGCCCUCCCUGUUGUCCUGUGUGCAGGGAACCAUCGGAGCAGAACAACUUCAAAACCAAUGUUAUCCUGAAAAAUCUGGUGUCCAUGGCCAGAAAAGCCAGUUUGCGGCAAUUCCUGAGCUCUGAGGAUAAUAGAUGCGGGCUGCACCAGGAGUCAAGGCAGAUCUUCUGUGAAGAUGACAGAAGCCUGCUCUGUUUGCACUGCUCCAGCUCUCAGGAACAUGAGGCCCACAGACACUGCUCCGUGGGAGAGGCUGCUGAGGAACACAGGAGAAAACUCUCUAACCAAAUGAGAUCUUUAUGGGAAAAGAUUCAAGAAAUUAAAAAAACUCUCAGUAAAGAUGGGAGAAUACCUGUCUUUUGGAUGGCUUAUCUCUAUGGACGCCAAAAUGAAACCAGGGCUUUUUAUGAGGCACUCCAACUGGUUCUACAAGAAGAAGACAAAAAAAAUUUAGAGAGACUUAUUGAGGAAGGAUCAAAAUUGUCUGAGCAACUGAAGAAAUAUCAAGCUGAAAUGAUUGAAAAGAGCAUAAACCUAAGAGCAAUGUAUGAUGAGCUCAUGGGCAUGUGUCUAAAACCAGAUGAAGAGAUGCUCAAGGAACUAGAAGACAAACUAAGAAGGAGUGAGCAGGUGCAGCUGCACAUGCCUCAGCCUCUGCAGCCAGAACUCACUGCAUGUCCCAUCACUGGACUGAUGGAAAGGCUCAACCCCUUCCGAGUGCAAGUUUCCUUCACUGGUGAAAUAACCCCUGAGAAUAUACGGUUGUUUGAUGACGUGAGAAGUUUGAGGUUUAUGGGUGAUGGUCUACAUGUGUCUCUGGAUCCUGGAACAUCUAACUCUUUUGCUGCAUGGGGAAACCGUGUCUUCAAGUCUGGCAAGCAUUAUUGGGAGGUGUAUGUGGACAAGUCUUGGGACUGGGCUGUAGGGGUAUGUAAGGAACCCUGGAUGGAGACGAAUGGCACAUUGACUGAAUGUAAGGACACGUUUCUUCUUAUACAUGUGAAGGAGGAUGAUCAUACAACUCUCUGGAGCACUGCCCCGAUGGCUCGUCAAUACAUACAGAAACCUCUGUCCAGGGUCGGUGUGUUCCUUGAUGUUGACAAUAGAACUGUAAGUUUUGUGGAUGUUGCGAGGUGUUCUCUCAUUAAGCAUUCCUUCAUUAGGCAUUCCCCAUUUCAGGAUUAUGUAG